GAGGCCGCCUGAGGGGCCUGGGGUCCCCGAACCGGUGGGGGUGGGGCUGUGUCCGUGCCGGCCGGGGCAGCCUGGAGCGGGGACACGGAGCUAGUUCCUCGGUCCCGCCCCAGGGGCCGCUUCCCAGGGAGGGGCCGGGAACCAAGCCCCGGCGCCGGGCGGAGUCCGCAGCUGUAGCUCCGGGGCAAGGCGGCGGCUGAGCUGGGCCGAAGCGAACCCAGCGCGGGAGGGGAGUCACGCGCGGCUAGUCCCGGCGGGCCAGGGGAGUCACGGGCGGAGCGGCGUGAGCGGGGAGCCCGCGCCGGGACGCCUGUCUGCUGAACGGCUGCCCGGCUGCUGGAGGUGGGGAAAGUCAGCCCUUGCCUGGGAAGCCCCUUGCCUGCCUAGAGCCAUUGGACAGUUCACAAAUAAGGAGAAAAAGAUUUUUCAAGGAAUCAAGAUUGUACAGAAUGGGAAAGUCCCAUGAGAAGCAAGGAGUUUGAUCAGUUUUUCAGUGCUCUUCCUCCAUGUUCUUCUGGAAGAAGAAAAGAUGAAGAUUGAUUUCCUUAUGAAAAAAUAAUCUCUGUAACCGCUGACCAAAACUAUGUGUUAAAAUCAGAAAUCUUGACAAAAAUGGGAAUAUUUGUGUUUUUUGUGAUUUACAGUUUAAUUUUAACCCUGAUACAAGGGCACAGUCUGUUCACCUGUGAACCAAUUACUGUUUCCAGGUGUACAGGAAUGACAUACAAUAUGACAUUUUUUCCAAAUAUGAUGGGACAUUAUGACCAGGAUACUGCUGCUGUCCAAAUUGAGCCUUUUCUUCCUCUGGUGAAUCUCAACUGUUCUCCAGAUUUCCACACAUUUCUGUGUAAAGCAUUUGUGCCUGCCUGCGUGAAGCAAAUUCAUGUGAUUCACCCUUGUCGAAGACUUUGUGAGAGAGUGUACUCCGACUGUAAACAGUUGUUAGACACUUUUGGGAUCACCUGGCCGGAGGAACUGGAAUGUAACAGCACAGGAAGGGGCCUUACAGAGCUGAGAACAAGAGCAGGAAGAAGUGUGGAGCCACUGGGUAUCAUGGGAAGAGAGCUUUCUGAGAGCAGACUUGAGGAUUGUGAUGAAACUGCUCCUGUCACUGCUGCUGUAACCACAAAGGUCCAUGGAACACAGAAGACCCCAGGGCAGGCUCGAAGGGACUAUGGAUUUUGGUGUCCACGGCAUCUGCAGACCUCCAAUGGACAAGGCUACAAGUUUUUGGGAAUUGAUCAGUGUGCACCCCCAUGUCCCAAUAUGUACUUCAAAAAUUAUGAGCUGGAUGUUGCCAAAAGCUUCAUUGGAAUAGUUUCAAUUUUUUGCCUUUGUGCUACUCUCUUCACAUUCUUAACUUUUCUGAUUGAUGUUAAAAGGUUCAGAUACCCAGAGAGGCCAAUCAUAUAUUAUUCAGUCUGUUACAGUAUAGUGUCUCUGAUGUACUUCUUUGGCUUUUUGCUGGGAAAUAGAACUGCUUGUAACAAGGCAGAUGAAAAGUUAGAAAUUGGUGAAACAGUCGUUCUUGGCUCUCAAAACAAAGCCUGCACUGUCCUUUUUAUGGUUUUGUAUUUUUUCACUAUGGCAGGAACGAUAUGGUGGGUGAUUCUUACGAUCACUUGGUUCCUAGCAGCAGGAAGAAAAUGGAGCUGUGAAGCUAUUGAACAAAAGGCAAUGUGGUUCCAUGCAGUUGCAUGGGGCAUACCUGGUUUUCUCACCAUUAUGCUUCUUGCAAUGAACAAAGUUGAAGGGGACAAUAUCAGUGGAGUUUGCUUUGUUGGUCUCUAUGACCUGGAUGCAUCUCGAUACUUUGUCCUUUUGCCUUUGUGCUUUUGUGUUUUUGUUGGUCUCUCUCUCCUUUUAGCUGGAAUUAUUUCUUUAAAUCAUGUGCGGCAAGUCAUACAGCAUGAUGGCAGAAACCAAGAGAAGCUAAAGAAAUUUAUGAUUCGAAUUGGAGUCUUUAGUGGCUUAUACCUGGUACCACUGGUGGCACUUCUUGGCUGUUAUGUUUAUGAGCAGAUGUAUAGGAGAAUCUGGGAGACCACUUGGGUCUUUGACCAUUGUGAUCAGUACCAUAUUCCCUGUCCUUACCAGGCAAAGGCAUUAGCUAGACCAGAAAUAUUUUUGUUUCUCAUGAAGUACCUGAUGACGUUAAUUGUUGGCAUCUCUCCAGUAUUCUGGGUAGGAAGUAAAAAGACCUGUUCUGAAUGGGCCAGUUUCUUCAACAGAAAUCGCAAGAGAGAUCCAAUCAGUGAGAGCCGAAGAGUGUUGCAAGAAUCAUGUGAAUUUUUCUUGAAGCACAAUUCUAAAGUUAAACAUAAAAAGAAGCACUACAAGUCCAGUUCACACAAACUGAAGGUUAUUUCUAAGUCUAUGGGGACUAGUACAGGUGCUACAACAAAUCAUGGAACUUCUGCAGUGGCUAUUACUAACCUUGAUUACUUAAGCCAAGAGAACUUCACAGAAAUUAAAACCCCUCGAGAAACUUCUGAGAAGGAGCUGGAGGCAGAUGGAACAUCCACCCAGAAAGUGGAGGAGGGGGAGAAUGCUGGUGGUGAACAUGUCCUACAAAUAUUAUCUACUUCUAAACUGGCUAUGGAACAGGUGGAAAAGAGCAGCAAGGCAGACAACACAGUUGAUAUGAUUAGCUUAUCUGAGAGUGUGAAAAGAAUGUGUGAAGGAAGGGUAUCUCCUAAAAGUGAUUUUACUGAAACUCAUCCACUACAAGUCAGUAAUUCACAGCUACCCAGUGUUUCACAACCAGGCAGUACCAGCGGCUCCAUAUCAAUGCUUGUCCACUCAGCUUCAGACACUAGAAAAGAUCAGGAUUCUGGAAACAGUUCAAAUCCUUGAAAGAUUACAAUUUCUAUAUGAAUGAUUUCAGUUUAUGAAACUGUUAUGGGUUUGUAUUACACUGGAGAUUACUGAUGCUCUGUGCCUUGUAAAAAUACCACAUACAUAUCCCUUGUUUUGCACUUAAAAGUUACACUACAUAGUGGGCUGGUCUAGCAAUAACCACUGUAUUUAACCUCAUAAGAGAGUAAUGGAAACUGAAGUUCUAAUAGCACUCAACUGGGCAGGUCAGCAGUAAUUUAAGAGAAAAAGAAAUGAGAGAAAUAAAUCUUUUUCUCUUCCAAUACAUGAACAUGCUGUUAAAUAACAGUAAAAUAAUUGAUGGAAGAUGGUUGCGUUAUUUUGAAACAUAAAAAUUUAAUUUGCUUCACUGGCAUCUUUCAGUCUUCCUAUUAACAUUUCUUUUUAAAGUAACUACAUCUUAAACAGCUGUGUCCUUUAGAAUAAGUAGAAGUUACACAAAUCUAUGGAUAUCUUUAAUGUGUAAAUGUCUCAUGAUGUACUAAUCUUAGCACUGUAUUAUGGUUGUUUCUACACUGAAUCUGAAAAGGACUCUGGAAUUAUAGUGAUUUAUUUUGUAGUUAAAAAUGAAUCUUGUAAAUAACUUAUUUUUAUAAACUCAACAUUAAGAACUA
This is a messenger RNA of Mauremys reevesii (Reeves's turtle), 3491 nucleotides long. RefSeq names its product frizzled class receptor 6 (gene FZD6). The transcript has 8 exons. The coding region runs from base 613 to 2856 and encodes 747 amino acids. Lineage: Eukaryota; Metazoa; Chordata; Testudines; Geoemydidae. The record is from RefSeq and is a predicted model, not a curated record. Gene Ontology annotation, biological process: canonical Wnt signaling pathway; non-canonical Wnt signaling pathway. Gene Ontology annotation, molecular function: Wnt-protein binding; Wnt receptor activity. Gene Ontology annotation, cellular component: plasma membrane.